AUGGGACAGAGGGAAGACAUCUUGGAGCAUGAGGAUUUGAGACAAUAUGACGACAACAAACAGCCCACCAUAAUCUACAAAUAUGCCAAGGAUCAACAUGGAGGCAAUCUGCGUCAUCUUGAUAUCCGCAUCCAAGCAUCCAAAGAAACCAACACUCAGACAAAUACAGGAGGUAAUAUUUCUUCACAGUGCUGCUUAGCGAACGAAAGUAAUGGACUCUUAAAAUUGCUCGGAACACUCUUGGAACGCAAUUCUACUCUGUCAAGCAUAGACAAUGACUCGCGACUUUUGACAAUUUCACAAUACAUCUAUGUUUUCCUAACACCGUUAAUUUUAUCUCUAGGUAUCAUUGGAAACAUACUGUCACUCAGCGUAUUUUUAUCAAAAAAGCUACGCCAUUUGUCAGCCAGUCAUUAUUUAAUAGCGCUCUCCAUUGCAGAUACCACCGCGCUCAUUUUUUACGUCUGUAUCGAUUGGUUGAAGAGAGGAUUAUCAAUGUGGCCCAAUGAUAGCUAUAUUUACUUAUUACACACGGAAGGCUUUUGCCAACUGUUUAUAUACCUUGGUUAUUCAUCACGCUUUCUCUCGGCUUGGAUUGUAGUAGCUUUUACUGUCGAACGUUACAUUGCCGUUUGCCAUCCAUUCCAACGAUACAGGUACUAUACACGUCGAUCAACUCGGCGCAUACUUUUGCUUGUAGUAAUUUCCUCUUUGAUAUUUAACCUUCAUAAACCGAUCCUAAGCGGAAUUCAUGAGGCCACCAAAGGUGGACCGAAAAUAUGCACAGUACAUCCAAAUUUCAAUAUAAUAUCAUUCGUACUGGAUAACGUUUUUGCAUUUUUUAUUACACUCGUUCCAUUCACAGUAAUUACGAUACUAAACAGUCUCAUAAUCCGAUGUCUUCUCAGAAGAAACAGAAAGAGGAACCACAACACUGUGAUUACCGAGGAAAACGUCAUUCGUUUAGAAUUUACUUUAAUUCUUCUUGUAAUAUCUUUCUUCUUUAUUGCCCUAAAUUUACCAUUUUUCGUAGUAUGGUGCAUUCAAUUCUCUAAGGCUGUAUUAAUAACCAAUGUUGAUUUUAUAAGAAUGGCAGUAGAUUUUGAAUUUCUAAAGAGUAUUUUAUUUAUCACACGAACUAUCUUUUAUAUGAAUUACUGCGUCAAUUUUUUUCUUUAUAGUUUCACUGGAGCAUAUUUCCGAAAAGAAUUAGGUGCUCUAUUCAUCUGUAAGCGUAAGUCCUUGAACAGAAGAUCUUCAAGUAUUGUACGCACAACAGCUGUAAGCUGUAGAUCGAUGCAAUCUUCCUGGGUGUAAAGAAAAGAAAAAGAAAUUUACAAUUCAAAUAAUCUGUACGUUAAAAUAUUUUGCUGUGAAUAUGGAAAUAAGACUUCUGAAAACCUUAUUACAAAAUGAUUUAUACAAAAUUGUUUUUUUAAAUGUUUCAUAAUCCAACGUUCGAUUUCAUCCAUUUUAUAAAUUUCAGAAAUCGAUGAAUGAUUGAUAUAUCAACAUCAUACAUCACAGACAGUCUAUCCUAAAUAUCUCUCAAUAAUAUAACCCUCAAACAAUAAACUACUUCCUUACUUCUAAUCUGUUUUUACUUCAGUCAAUCUCUUCAUGCAUACAAUCAUCACGUUAGACAUGCUAUAAGGGAGAAAAUACUUUUUCAGUAGAUUACAGUAUUGUAAACCAACGCCUAGUCAUGAAAGAAAUUCGCAAAUUUUCA
Molecule: messenger RNA, 1729 nt
Organism: Octopus sinensis (East Asian common octopus)
Lineage: Eukaryota; Metazoa; Mollusca; Cephalopoda; Octopoda; Octopodidae
Product: probable G-protein coupled receptor 139
Exons: 2
Coding region: 1-1317 (438 amino acids)
Biological process (GO): G protein-coupled receptor signaling pathway
Cellular component (GO): plasma membrane
Molecular function (GO): G protein-coupled receptor activity
Source: RefSeq, a predicted model, not a curated record